Molecule: messenger RNA, 3560 nt
Organism: Daldinia caldariorum
Lineage: Eukaryota; Fungi; Ascomycota; Sordariomycetes; Xylariales; Hypoxylaceae
Product: beta-lactamase-like protein
Exons: 5
Coding region: 417-2930 (837 amino acids)
Biological process (GO): mRNA 3'-end processing by stem-loop binding and cleavage
Cellular component (GO): mRNA cleavage and polyadenylation specificity factor complex
Molecular function (GO): RNA binding; RNA endonuclease activity; 5'-3' exonuclease activity
Source: RefSeq, a predicted model, not a curated record
AAUAGGUAACAAUACAGGCAGACAGGGCGCCUCUCCAAUUUGUUGCAACUGCUGCAUUACAUUACGUAGGAGUACACUAACAAUACGUACCUACCGCCAUCAGAAUAAUUCAUACCAUACAUCAAUCCCACCUCUCUCAAUACACCCUUCAAUACAUACCUAAACAACCAACUUUUUGUCCUCACUCCCUUCCAAUUAUUGGUUCAAGUCAAGUACCCAAAGUGAUUUUGAUCUUCCAAUUAACACGAAUCCGUUCUCAUAAUGCACUCCGUCCUGAGAUGAUAUCCAUUGUGUGCUUGUUCAUUGACAAAUUUAGUGCGAUACUACGCUAGAUCGCAUUCUUUCCAUUUCCAUAUUUCCAAACAGCACGACUCCAGCAAAUCCCAUAAGCCCAGAUUCGAAAAGUCCCAUUAGCCAUGGCGUCCAAGCGCAAAGCUUCAGCAAUGGCCACUACCUCUGGUGUUGAUGAGGAACCAGUAGACCCCUCAGACGAGCUGAUGUUUCUCUGUCUAGGUGGUGGAAAUGAAGUCGGUCGAUCAUGUCAUAUCAUACAAUACAAAGGAAAGACAGUCAUGCUCGAUGCUGGCCAACAUCCUGCCUACGAUGGCCUCGCCGCUCUCCCUUUCUUUGACGACUUCGACCUAAGCACGGUCGAUGUUCUCCUUAUUAGCCAUUUUCAUAUAGAUCAUGCCGCAUCUCUUCCUUAUGUUCUGGCGAAGACCAAUUUCAGAGGCAGGGUCUUCAUGACGCAUCCAACCAAGGCUAUUUACAAAUGGCUUAUCCAAGACAGCGUCCGAGUCGGAAACACUUCGUCAAACCUUACUUCACAACCCGUAUACACGGAACAGGACCAUCUGAAUACCUUCUCCCAGAUUGAGGCAAUCGAUUACCACACAACUCAUACUAUCUCUUCCAUCCGAAUUACUCCUUAUCCCGCUGGCCAUGUACUAGGAGCUGCGAUGUUUCUGAUAGAGAUAGCUGGGUUGAACAUAUUCUUCACGGGAGACUAUUCUCGAGAGCAAGAUAGACAUUUAGUAUCUGCGGAAGUCCCUAGAGGCGUUAAGAUCGAUGUGCUUAUCACUGAAUCGACUUACGGAGUAUCAACUCAUGUUCCAAGACUGGAAAGGGAACAGGCAUUGAUGAAAUCGAUCACCGGUAUUCUGAACCGAGGUGGACGAGUGUUAAUGCCUGUAUUUGCUCUAGGGAGAGCUCAGGAACUUCUGUUAAUCUUGGACGAGUACUGGGAUAAGCAUCAAGAAUUCCAAAACAUCCCAAUCUACUACGCUAGCAACCUCGCGCGGAAGUGUAUGGUCGUAUAUCAGACGUACAUCGGUGCGAUGAACGAUAACAUUAAGAGGUUGUUCCGAGAACGAAUGGCGGAAGCUGAGGCUGCAGGGGACGGGGCGGGUAAAAACGGUCCUUGGGAUUUCAAGUAUAUUAGAUCUCUCAAAAGCCUCGACAGAUUUGAUGAUGCUGGCAGCUGCGUCAUGCUUGCCAGCCCUGGUAUGCUGCAGAACGGAAUUAGUAGAGAACUACUAGAGAGAUGGGCCCCCAACGAGAAGAACGGUGUUAUUAUCACGGGUUAUAGCGUUGAAGGCACCAUGGCCAAGCACAUCGUCCAGGAGCCAGAUCAGAUUCAAGCCGUCAUGUCAAGAAGCGUCAAUGCUGCGCGGAGGGCGCCUGGUGCAGACAGCGAUAAAGUUAUGAUACCUCGAAGAUGUAGCGUCGCCGAGUAUUCUUUUGCCGCGCAUGUCGACGGUCAAGAAAAUAAGGAGUUUAUCGAGGAAGUAGGAGCACCUGUGGUGAUUUUGGUGCAUGGCGAACAACACAAUAUGAUGCGGUUGAAGUCCAAGCUAUUAUCGUUAAACGCGGGGAAAACGGAUAAGGUCAAGGUGUUCAGCCCUAGGAAUUGCGAGGAGUUGCGCAUCCCAUUCAAGACCGAUAAGGUUGCUAAGGUAGUCGGUAAACUUGCGUCGAUACCCCUCCCAAAACACUUGCCUUCGCCUAACGACCAAAUCACCGAGUUGGUAGCUGGAGUCAUAGUUCAGAACGACUUCAAGAUGUCGCUAAUGGAUCCCGAAGACUUGCGUGAAUACGCGGGCCUUACGACUUCUACGAUCGCGUGUCGACAGCGGUUUACCUUAAGCGCAGCUGGCAUCGAUCUGAUCAAGUGGGCUCUCGAGGGCACGUUUGGCAGCAUCGAAGAACUUCCGGAGACUAAGAAUCGAAAGGAGACUAGUGAAAGCGAGGAAGCAAACGGGGGUGAUGAUAAGGCUGAUGCAGACGAAGAAGUUGCCCAGCUCGUAGCAGCCUACCUGGUGAUGGGCUGCAUCACGGUGCGAUAUCGCAGCAACGGCGAGGUAGAGUUGGAAUGGGAAGGUAACAUGCUAAAUGACGGCAUCGCCGACGCUGUUAUGGCAGUUCUCUUGUCUGUCGAAAGCAGCCCUGCUGCCGUGAAGCGAUCGGCGAACAAACAUUCCCACUCCCACGAAUUGCCAGCUCGCAAUCCGCACGCCAACCUAACGCCGGAGGAGCGUCUGCAGCGCAUGUUCCUCUUCCUCGAGGCACAGUUCGGUGCCGACGCGCUUACCCCUGUCACAACACCCAAACUACCGCCUCUAGUUAAGGACAAGAAGCCGAAAAAAUCGGAGGACGACGAGAAUGGAGACCCUGGUUCGGACGCGUCCAUGGAGUUGUCGGAUGACGAGGAUGAAGAGGAACGACUACUAGAGCUACGGCAGAAGACCGAGCUCGAACGGCUGCAUAAGAUUGGGAUUCCCGUGCCGGGCGUCACCAUCAAGGUUGACAAGAUGGUGGCUACGGUGUGGCUCGAAGAUCUUGAGGUGGAAUGUAACUAUAAGGCGUUCGCUGAUCGGGUCAGAGCUGUCGUUGAGCGGGCUGUCGAGAUUACGGCACCCCUUUGGGGCUGAUAUUAUCUUCUGUCCUAAGAUGAGCUAGAAGGGAUAACGGAGAUAAGUACAUAGCUCGCCUUUUAUGUAUUAUAGGUAAGUUUAUGGAUCUUGCGGCUACCGUCCUAUCUAGGCAGGUUAAGCAGUGGAUUUUGCGAGACAAGGGAGGAUAUGAUGACUAUGAUACGGCCGUGGCGGGUCCGGGGGAGGUGAGGAUGUCAUGAGAUAAGCGCGCGGAAAGUCUGUCUUAUGACACUGCAGAUGAGGCGUCUAUUAUGCCUACAGAUCAUUAAUCAUCCAACCCGUACUAGUGGCGGGUAUGAUGUUUACACACGGCCACCGUUCCACGAUCGGGUUAUAUAUAUCCUUAAUGAGUUAGAAAAAAAAAGGAAAAAAGAAAAAAAGAAUAAUGAGUCCCCUAUGAGUAGAUGCCUACCUUACCUAUUAUAUAAAAGGAUGCCAUAAAUUCAGCAUGAUAUACAUGUGUAGAUUACUGUUAUGCCUUAUUGUGUUCGGAGGCACUUUAGGUAGCCACCCUGCGACCCUGCCACCUCCGCUGAACCAUAGGCGCGGUACGGCUAAGUACCUAGCUAUCUAGUUUGAGUACUUAGCCACCAAGAAAAUAGAGUGAUAUGAUUGGUCUGUUUGAGA